GUCAUGCGGCUGGUGCCCCUGGACGACGCGCUGGAGAAGAUCCAAAUGCAGAAGGCGGCGACGCCCGUGCCGAGGCCCGACGGGCUACGUGAGGCAGGAGAGAUUUUGGAGACCACGAAGGCGAACGCUGUUGUGUGUGAGAAGAGCAGUUUCGACGAAAUAGACAUCAAUGCGCAGCGGAUUGAGGCCGUGCGGACCUUCGUGCAAAGGCUGGAUGAGGAGUGCGCGCAUGGCGGGGCCGACGACACGUCGAACUCCAGCGAGGACGAGGAAGACGGCGGGAAGGCAGAACGGGCAAGUAAACGCGGGCGCGUCCACGAGGGAGUGCCCUCGGGCGCGAAUGAGGCGGCCCGAGAAGCAGUGGAGCGCGACAUGCUGACUCAGGCUGGGCGCGAAAGGAAGCGCGUGGAUCGGCUCCGCGUGCGCACUGGCGAGGUCGAGCAGCUCACUCCCGCGGAAAUCGCGGAAGGAGCGAAGCAGAUUUAUCAAGCGCUCGACGGGAAGUACGUAGACAUCAACAAUAGGAAACAGAAAGUGAACGGCGACAUGACCAAAGUGCGGCACGUGCCAACGUUGGGGAAAGCCGCCCAUAAGCUGCUUACGCACAUAGAGCACACUUCGCGGCGACUGUCUGGUACACAGGAAGCGCGUCGAGUCAUGCGAUUUGAGACGAACGCGCUGCGAGUGCGGUACGGCGUCCCCAUUUUCGUAACCUUCUCGCCCGACGAAGGUCACAAUCUUCUCAUGGUGAGACUCUCGCGCACUCGACGGCAAGACCCUGUGCACAAGGCGGCUGAUGACGAAGCGCAGUCGCGGCUGGCGGGGGGUCGGGGCUGGCCGCGCGUAGCCCCCGACAUGGAUGGGCUGCAGAUGGACCUGCCAAUGGCCGCGGGGGAGGCAGAAGUGCCGCCAUGGAACGAGCGCAGACGAAUUCUUGCGAGAGAUCCCAUGGCCAGCGUGGACGGGUUCCGUAUCCUGGUGGCGCUGCGGGAGCGGCCGGAUCUGCCGCAGCAGAAGAUGGCAUGGCUCCAACGCCACGACAAGGAGAGCGGGGACUUGUACGGCUUCUUACCCAUCGCUGAAGGCAUGCCCGUCGCUCUGACCGAUCAUAUCGAUCGAAGCGAGGACAAGAACCUGCUGCGCGGUCGCGUGGGCCGGGUGCAAUCCUGGGUAUGCGACGGGGACGGCGUCGAUGAUCGAGUCACGCGCGGCGGGGAGACCAUAUUGAAGAAGACGCCGAAAGUGAUUUUCGUGUUGUUCGACGAAGGCGAUGACGGGAACGGCGGCAGGAAGCCAUGCCAGUGGACGAUCGAGGGAUUGAAGACGCCCGGCCUGCACCCCGUGAUCCCGCAGAAGAAAGAUUGGUUCGUGGACAUGCUGAUCUUUCGCCCUUUCGACAUUGCGCCGUAUCAGAAGAAGGACGAACGGAAGGGCCCGGACUUACUGCUGCGCACGUUGCGCGGAGAAGAAUUGGACUGGGAGGCGAUAGAGCGCGAGUUCAUGCCGUCUGGCAGGUGCGCGGUCUGCGGGUGCACGAAGUACAAGAACAUGUACCCAACGGUCGGGCAGUGGAGCCGCGCAGAUGGGCUCCGCGUGUGCAGCGUGUGCAUGGAAGAUAAGAAGAGGGCUGGCACGCCGUGGCAAUGCAUGGAGUGUGGUCUAUGGAAGUGCCAGGAGGCGUUCCACGCGUCACAGCACCAUCCGUCGAAGUUGACCACGCGGCGCUGCGUGGACUGCCCGGAGAGACGGAGUUGUCGCGUGUGCGAGGAUCGGAAGUACGAGCAAGCUUUCGCGGCGCUUCAGUGGGAUAAGGCAGGGAACGCCCGGUGCAAAGGAGGGAUGUGCCUGGAAUGCGAGGAGCUGAAGAAGCACCUGACGUGUUCGCGCUGCGGCCAGCAGAAGUUACCAGUUGAAUUUGCCAAAGCGGAACAGGUCAACGACGAACCCACAUGCAAGGCUUGUAAGAAGUCGCAGAGAGAGGUGGAGAAGGCCCGCGCCGAAGAAGCGAAGCGAGUGGUAUGCUCAGCAUGUGGAGCGGCAAAGAGUAAGGCGGAAUUCUCCUCUCACAUGUUGGUCAACGCGUCGGAAGCGUCGAUUGCUUGUACCACGUGCGUGGACGCUGCAACCGCCCAACGGAAUAUGGCGGCGAGCAAAGACGUGAAGACCUGUGUUGGGUGCGGGGUGGCGCAACGGCGCGAUUGCUUUUCACGAAAGAUGUGGGAUGGAGUGGUCGCGAGUGACCGGAAGUGCAAGCGCUGCGUCGACGCUGGCGCUGCGCAGAGGGACGCGGCUGCGAGGAAGGACGAGAGAGCCUGCGUUGCGUGCGGGGUGGCGCAGCGGCGUGAAUGCUUUUCGCAGUGGAUGUGGGAGGGCGUGGCAGAGCGUCACCGCAAGUGCAAGCGCUGCAUCGAUGGCGCGAAGCUGCAGCGUGGAAAGUGGAAAUGUGUGGAAUGUAAGGGCGCUUUCGAGAGGGAGCACUACAGCACCUGGUUGGCCGGGCGAACGACGCAGAAGGCGGAUGGAAAGCAGAGGCCCUGGGGAGCAGUGUUCCAUCCAGGAUUGUUUAUUCACGUGUCCCUGGGGGUGCCGAAGGGGGAGCUCUGGGGGGAGAGCGCCAACGCGCAGAGCAAAGUGUUCAGCAGCCUUGACAAGCAGACGAGCUCUCUGGACAUAGCUGCCUGCAUAGACUCCAAGGCCACGAUCAUCACCAAAGGACUGACCGACGAGGAGCUGGAGUGGGAGAGGUCGGAGCCUGGCAGGGGCCACAGGGCCAAGUUGGAGAGGGAACGGGUCUUCGACCCGGAGCUGCUUCUGAGCGGCAUGUCCAUGAAGGUGCAGCAUGGCCAGGCCGGGGAGCAGCUCGACAGGAACAGGAUCUUGAAUUCAAUCGUGGGCCGUGACGCUGCUGAGCGAAGUGCCCCUGCUCCCGAGGAGCACGAGCUGUACACGCGGGCCAACCGGCGCAUCGCCG
Messenger RNA from Prorocentrum cordatum, 2971 nucleotides. NCBI's taxonomy places the organism in Eukaryota, Dinophyceae, Prorocentrales, Prorocentraceae. The record is from the annotation of a GenBank genome assembly.